AGGAGGCGGUGCAAAUUCCUGACAGGAGUGAACUUUGGUCGUAAAGAAGCUCUCAGUGUGAGGGAGUGAGUGAGGAGAGCCGUUUACUAACUCGGCACCAUGACGUCAGAGGCCUCCGGAGUGUUAAAGUUGUGUCUGCAUCACACAACUCUGCUCCGAAGAUACUCACGUCCCAGCUCGUCACUCCAGGCAACCAGAUUCUUCAGUUCACACAGGGAAGGUAAGCGCAGAGGGCUGCUGUGGAAGACGCUUGUUGGGAUCUUGGUGGGCGUACCUGGGGCAGUGGGUGUCCAGUACGCUCUGUCAGAACCAAGAGAGAGGAGGAAAAUGAGGAUUGUGGUCGAAGGACUCGGUCGCUUCUGCAGGUCUCUCUCUGUGGGGAUGAGCAUCUCUGUGGAUUACUGGUGGACCACCCAUGUGUCUCUCCGUGACCAGGACGAGAGCAGCCCAUCCUACUUGGCUGAGAUGUCAGCCUGCCACCAGAGGGCAGCAGACAAAAUGGUGGAAGGUGCCAUCAGAAACGGGGGAAUAUACAUCAAACUUGGCCAAGGUCUUUGUUCCUUCAACCACCUCCUGCCCCCCGAGUACAUCCACACCCUUCAAGUCCUGGAAGACAAGGCCUUGAACAGGAGAUACAAAGAGGUCGACGCUCUCUUCCAAGAAGACUUCGACAAAACCCCAGAGCAGCUUUUUAAAGUGUUCGACCAUGAACCGAUAGCUGCAGCCAGCUUGGCACAGGUCCAUAAAGCAGAACUGUUUGAUGGGACUCCUGUUGCUGUGAAGGUCCAAUACAUCGACCUCCGGGAUCGAUUCGACGGUGACAUUAGAGCGCUGGAGAUCCUGCUAGAUAUUGUCAAAUUCAUGCACCCCACCUUUGGAUUCCGCUGGGUUCUUAAGGACUUGAAGGGCACGUUGGCUCAGGAGUUGAAUUUUGAGAACGAGGCCAGGAAUUCAGAGAGGUGUGCGCAGGACCUCAAACACUUCAAAUUUCUUGUUGUACCCAAAGUCUUCUGGAAGCAAACUAGUAAGAGGGUGCUGACGGCAGAAUUCUUCGAAGGCUGCAAAAUCAACAACGUGGAAGACAUUAAAAGACAAGGGUUGAAGUUGAAAGAUAUUGCAGAUAAACUCAUUAAAACAUUCGCUGAGCAAAUAUUCUACACUGGCUUCAUCCACGCGGAUCCUCAUCCUGGUAAUGUGCUGGUGAGACGAGGACCUGAUAAUAAGGCUCAGUUGGUGCUAUUGGACCACGGGUUGUAUGAAUACCUCAGUCAACACGACAGAGAGGCCCUUUGUAAACUGUGGAGAUCAAUUGUCCUGCGAGACGAAGCGGCGAUGAAGAGGUACGCUAAUGCACUCGGAGUCAAAGAGUACUUCCUCUUCUGCGAGAUGCUGCUGCAGCGUCCCAUCAACAUGCGGGAGUUUGGCCUGUCCAACAUCCUGAGCCGCGAGGAGACCACGUACAUGCGCGACAUGGCCAUACACCGCUUUGGAAGCAUCAUGGAGGUGCUCAAGUCCAUGCCCCGGCCCAUGCUGCUCGUCUUCCGCAACAUCAAUACAGUCCGAAGCAUCAACAUCACUCUGGGGGCACCUGUGGACCGCUACUUCGUCAUGGCCAAGAGUGCGGUUCGAGGCUGGGGGAAGAUCCAGGCAGCAAAGCCAGGGGUCCUGACCAGGCUGUGGGUGUUAGGCUGGAUGAGGACAACGUGGGAGAGCCUCCGGUUCGAGGUAGCGCUGAGAUCGGAGAUGGCACUGAUGAGCGUGACUCGUUCGUUCCUGAGCCUGCUGUCGUACUUGGGUCUUGUAUCUCUGGAGGCUGAGAUGUACAACUAUCUGAAGUAGUAGUCGUGCACAGCUCGGCCACUCUGAAGGAACAGAGAUUAAAGACAGUAUCCAAGCACGAGUAAGUGGAAUCCAGGCGUGAGGAACAUUACCUCACAGUGACGGUGCUACUGCGGUGUUUUCCACACCAAAUUACAUUCAACAGGUGGGAAUGUGAAGAACUGCAGGACCGAAUCAAAACCACUUUUAAAUCAAAGAAAUCAAACUUUUAUCUGGUAUAUGCAUCUAUGUGAUCUUAAUUUUGUUCAAAAUAAUUCAACUUCUUCUUUUUGUAAAUGUACACUUACCCCAGAUGAUUUUUUUACAAAAGCAGUUCUGAUGCUGAAUGACGACAUGAAACUUAACCAAUAAAUAAUCAAUAAUUUUACAUACUGAACGUUUUUUAAGAGUUUAAAAUAAUUGUAUCUUUUUCCCUGAAUCAUGUUUUUUUAAGUGCUGGUUAAACGAUGCAGGAUGAUCUGACCUGUGAGAAAUAUAAAGCACUCACGGGUCAGAACAUCAACAUGUGACCUCCAAAGAAAGUGUGUUAAUAAACUAAUCUACCUCCUC
Messenger RNA from Solea senegalensis (Senegalese sole), 2388 nucleotides. It is a transcript of the gene adck5, whose product is annotated as aarF domain containing kinase 5. Bases 100 to 1839 code for a protein of 579 amino acids. Lineage: Eukaryota; Metazoa; Chordata; Actinopteri; Pleuronectiformes; Soleidae. The record is from RefSeq and is a predicted model, not a curated record. The transcript is spliced from 15 exons.